AUGAAGGAUGCUUUCGUCUUCGCUAUUGUAGGAACGACAGGCGUCGGAAAGUCCAAACUCGCCAUUGAGCUUGCUAAAGCUAUAAACGGUGAAGUCAUCAAUGCUGAUUCCAUGCAAGUUUAUACAGGACUCGAUACAGUCACAAACAAGAUACCGGUACUUGAACGUGAUGGAAUACCGCAUCAUUUAAUGGAUUUUGUUGAUUGGAAUGAGGAGUAUUCAGUCAUUGACUUUUCAAAGGAUGCCAACAAUGUGAUCGCAGAUAUACAUGGUAAAGGAAAACACCCAAUUCUUGUAGGCGGAACCCAUUACUACAUGCAAUCGCUACUUUGGAAGAAUAUGUUGAUUGGUGAUUCUACCGCUGCUAGUGAUACAGAGUCAAAGAAUGCAGCUCAUCCGAGCCUUUCUGAAGAGUUACGUACACUCAUCGAACCAACAUUACGAACUCCUGAAUCGGGACGAGAAACUGAACAUGAUGCUGAAAUGUAUCGAGUGCUUCAACGUGUCGAUCCAGUGAUGGGAGAACGAUGGCACCCAAACGAUACACGAAAAAUCAGACGAUCACUUGAAGUAUAUUACACUACAGCAACGAAACAUAGUGAAUGGCUCGAAACUCAACGUCAAUCAAACAUCGAAUCCAACUGUAGUGAAGAUAAUGAAGAAUCGGGAACAAUGAGGUACCCAUCGUGUGUGUUUUGGAUUUACGCUCAACCGACAAUCCUGGAUCCACGACUUGAUCAUCGUGUAGACGCCAUGAUUAGUACGGGAGGCAUGUUUGAUGAGUUAAGAACUAUGAUGGAUGCGUGGCAGGCUAAGAGGGAGAGUGAUGGUGUGCCAGAUUAUACGCGUGGGAUAUUUCAAACUAUUGGAUUUAAAGAAUUUCAUGAUUACUUGAUGGCAACUUCGAAUGCUGCAGAUGCAGAAAAGUUGAAGGAAGAUGGCAUCACUGCAAUGAAGAUUGCAACAAGACAGUAUGCACGUCGUCAAACAAACUGGAUUAAGAAUCGAUUGGGACCACGAGUCUUCGACGAGAAGCGAAGAGGGAAUCGGUUUGGGUUUUAUGUUUUAGAUGCUACUGAUUUGAGUAAAUGGGAUGAAAAUGUUGGUCGUACUGCUAUCGACAUUGCAAAGAAGUUGCCUCCCAGCUCAUCCCUGCUCUCCGAAUUAAUCCCACAAAUCAACCCACAAGCAUCACUCUCCGUCCACGAAUGGAAGAAACACACGUGUGAUGUGUGUGUUGAUUCACAUGGCCAGCCUCGUGUGUUGAAUGGACCAUUAGAAUGGGAGAAGCAUGUUGCAGGACGUCAACAUAAGAAGAGAGUUGAAUAUGUUAGAAAGGAUUUGGGCGCUUGGAAGCGGAGAGGUGAUGUCGCUCCUGUUGUUGUUGGCGGUGUAAGUACUGAGGGUGGUGCUGGCAGUAGUAGCUUGGGAGAGAGUAGUGGUAGCGAUGAUGAUCUUCCAUUGUUUCCUCCAACAAGUAUGCCAGACCUAUCGAUCGCCACAAGAACCAAAUCCGUGAGGACUCCAUUCGAGAAUGAGGUCCGGAAUGAAGCUUGGUCGAAUGUGGAAUCGGCGAGUAAUCCGAACGGUGUUCUUUGGUUGGCUACUGCCGAAAAUCACUUCUCAGCCGACAUCAUCGCACAACGAUUGAACACAUUCAGAUCAGCAAUAACGGAAUCUGACUGCUUUUACCCUGCUGUUGAAUGUGGGAGUUUGGAACUUCGCCAGGCCUUGUCGAGAUUUAUUGGAAGGCAUUUUGAAUCAUAUCAAGAUAUUGGGAAUGAUAAUCUCGUGGUUACUUCUGGGGGUUGCACUUCUCUCGUAGCCCUACUUGGAAAGGCAAUCUGCAAUUGCGGUGAUGUCAUGCUAGCUCCAACACCUGUAUACAGGAGCUUCGAAUCUAUGCUUGCCUUUAUAGCUGGAGCUCAACUGGUUGGCGUUCCACACGACCCAUCAUCUUCAAAACUGACACUAUCGGUAUCUGCAUUUGAGCAAGUGCAUCAAACGACUGCAAACGUGAAGGGAAUCAUAUUGACGAAUCCAAAUAAUCCGACUGCGUUGAUUUACUCCAAGGAUGAGAUUGCGAAUAUCUUGAAUUGGGCUGCUUCAAAAGGCUUGCAUGUUAUCGUGGAUGAAGUGUAUGGAUUAUCCACUUUCGGAGAAUCUACGUUUGAGAGCAUAUUGUCGUUUCCGGGUCUUGAUGAUAAAGUACAUUGGAUUUGGUCUGCAACAAAAGACCUAUGCUGUCCAGGUCUUCGAAUGGGUGUCUUACACACACGCCAUCCUCAAAUACUCGCGAUAAUGAAACAAUGGGCAGCAUAUACACCAUUUGCUCCACUAUCAGAACGUCUCAUCGUACCACUACUAAACGACGAUGAAUGGAUAUCAUCAUUCAUAGACCAAAACCGAAGCAACUUACGAAAUGGUGCCAACCAUGUCGGGCAAUUGCUACAAAGUGCAGGGAUACCAUGCGUGAUUCCAGAAGCUGGAUUCUACGUAUGGCUGGAUCUAAGCAUGUACUUGAAGAAUCAGAGCUUCGAGGGGGAAAGGGUGUUGUGGAAGAGACUUGCAUCGGGAGGUGUUAUGCUGGUCAAUGGUGAAUCGUGUUUGGCUACACGCCCAGGAUUCUUUAGAAUGACUACCAUGAAGCCUGAGGUUAUGGAUGUUGCCGUGAAUCGUAUAAAAGUGGUGCUGAUGGCAUACAGCAAGCUGUAA
This is a messenger RNA of Synchytrium microbalum, 2715 nucleotides long. RefSeq names its product tRNA dimethylallyltransferase (gene MOD5). Bases 1 to 2715 code for a protein of 904 amino acids. NCBI's taxonomy places the organism in Eukaryota, Fungi, Chytridiomycota, Chytridiomycetes, Synchytriales, Synchytriaceae. Gene Ontology annotation, biological process: tRNA processing; amino acid metabolic process; biosynthetic process. The transcript is spliced from 13 exons. Gene Ontology annotation, molecular function: pyridoxal phosphate binding; transaminase activity. The record is from RefSeq and is a predicted model, not a curated record.